This is a messenger RNA of Staurois parvus, 331 nucleotides long. The record is from the annotation of a GenBank genome assembly. Lineage: Eukaryota; Metazoa; Chordata; Amphibia; Anura; Ranidae.
GCCGAAGACGUCAGCUCUGUCAUGUGAUCAGCUGUGUCCAAUCACAGCUGAUUGCAUGUAAAUAAGGAAAUGCCGGUUAUUGGCAUUCCUCUCCUCACGAGCUGUCACGGCAUUACUCAGAGGGGACAUGUACACCGAUCAUCAGGGCACUGAUGAUCAGUGUGCCCUGAUGAUCAGUGUAGCCCCAUCAGUGCCACUUGCCAGUGCCCAUCAAUGCCACAUAUAUGCCAGCUAUCAGUGCUGCCAGUCAGCGCCACUUAUCAGUGCCAGUCAGUGCCAUAUGAGUGCUGCCUUUCAGUGCCCAUCAGUGAUGCCUAUCAAUGCCCAUCAG